AUGCCAAGAGCUGGUGGCAUAGCUACCAUGAUGAGGCUCCCUCAUCAGAAAUCAGCCGUCGGUCUGGAUGCUUGCUUUGUUGGUGUUCCGUUUGAUACUGGGACAUCUAAUAAAACUGGAACAAGGUAUGGGCCUAGACAAAUAAGGUGGGAGUCUAGUAUGCUGCGGCCAUAUAACCCAGCUACAGGCGCUGCACCCUUUGAAUCGCUCAUGGUUGCAGAUGUUGGAGACAUCCCUAUCAACAACUUCAACAUUAGCAAGACUGUAGACAUUAUACGCACAAAGAUUGAGGAAUUUAUUUGUGAUGGCUGCUUCCCCCUGACCAUGGGUGGAGAUCAUACCAUUACCUACCCUAUUUUGCAAGCGAUAAAGAAUAAACAUGGACCCGUAGGCCUGGUCCAUGUGGAUGCACACAUGGAUUUGCACAACAAGAUGUGUGAUGAGGCUGUGUAUCAUGGUAGUCCAUUUUUUAGAGCUUUUGAGGAGGGUUUGCUUGAUCCUAAGAGAGUUGUACAAAUUGGUCUCAGAGGAAGCUUAUAUGACAAUAAUGCCUAUAACAUACCAAAGGAUUUCGUAAGUAUUUUAAGCCAUAGAGAAAUUAAUGUUCUUUAA
Messenger RNA from Nematostella vectensis (starlet sea anemone), 612 nucleotides. RefSeq names its product agmatinase, mitochondrial. Gene Ontology annotation, molecular function: agmatinase activity; metal ion binding. The record is from RefSeq and is a predicted model, not a curated record. The coding region runs from base 1 to 612 and encodes 203 amino acids. The transcript is spliced from 2 exons. Lineage: Eukaryota; Metazoa; Cnidaria; Anthozoa; Actiniaria; Edwardsiidae.